Perca fluviatilis (European perch) is the source of this 822-nucleotide messenger RNA. RefSeq lists its product as uncharacterized. NCBI's taxonomy places the organism in Eukaryota, Metazoa, Chordata, Actinopteri, Perciformes, Percidae. The transcript has 7 exons. The record is from RefSeq and is a predicted model, not a curated record. Bases 80 to 709 code for a protein of 209 amino acids.
UCGUUACUACUGUCUGCAGUACAACAAAACAGGACAACAUCAAGGUCAAGACUCUCAGGUUUAUCUCUCUGUUGUUACCAUGACUGAAGAGAAGAACGAUGAUAUAGUGACGUUAAACUGCUCUGUGUCGACAUAUGAACGAUGUAAACACACAGUGAAGUGGCUGUAUGAGGGUAAAGACGUGGCUAAAGAUCACCCAAACAUUGAGACAUUGCAGAGUGGCUGCUACACCACUGUGAAAUGGCAGGAUCCUGUGGAUUCUGUGGAUCCUGGUUUAAUUUACAAACCAAGGUCUAACUUAUUGAAGUGUGAAGUAACAGAUGGUUACACUGAAGAAGUGCAGCUGUUUCCCUUCAUCCCUCCACAUUCCUCAAGAGAGAAACCAUCUGCUGAUGCAACAACGACGACUACAAUAUCACCAACAUCAGAGACAAUGAGCACAUCAAAAGCAACAAGAACUUCUGAUAAAAGCCCAGAAUCAGUACCAACCACCACAGCAAUCAAUGAUCCUUCAACCAAACUACAAGGUUGGGGGAGGAUCCUCUUUGUGCCCGUGGGUUUAGCAGCUCUCAUAAUAAUUGUUGUGGCGGUCAACAUGUGGACGAGAGCUAAAGAGAAGAAAACACAGACGGAGGAAAUCGCUGUGCGUUAUGAUGUAGAUGAUGAUACAGUGAACUAUGAAAACAUCAGAUCUCCUGAUGGAGUUUGACCAACACUUCUGCCUCCAUCAGACUCCACUGAUCAACUCGUCACCUUUUACUGGACUAGUUCAAGACUGGAAAUAACUAAAAGAAUCAUCAAGGCUUAUUUUAUUUUAGUCUG